AUGGCCGAGCCCUCCAGGGUGAUCCACAUCCGGAACGUCGGGCAUGAGAUCUCCGAGACCGACCUGCUCCAGGUGGUGCAGCCGUUUGGAGCGGUCGCCAAGCUCGUCAUGCUGCGCACCAAGAACCAGGCCCUUGUCCAGAUGGAGGACCUGUCUGCUUCAAUUAGCGCCAUCCAAUACUACACUACGAUUCAACCUAGCGUGAGGGGAAGAAACGUAUACUUGCAGUACUCAUCUCACCAGGAACUGACUACUGAUCAGAGCUCUCAUGGACGGAAUCCUGAUCAGGAUGAACCCAACCGAAUUCUCUUAGUUACCGUUCAUCAUAUGCUCUAUCCUAUGACCGUCGAGGUGCUUCAUCAAGUGUUUUCUCCUUAUGGAUUUGUGGAGAAGAUUGUCACAUUUCAAAAGACUGCUGGUUUUCAAGCCCUUAUACAGUUUCAGUCACGCCAGAGUGCAAUACAAGCAGCUGGUGCUUUGCAUGGACGGAACAUUUAUGAUGGUUGCUGCCAGCUAGAUAUUCAGUACUCAAAUCUCAGCGAGUUGCAAGUUCACUACAACAAUGAUAGAUCUAGAGAUUUCACAAAUCCAUCUUUGCCCACAGAGCAACGCCCAAGAUCCUCUCAGCUUGGUUAUAAUGAUCCUAGCCUUUUUGGUUUCCAACAGCCUGGAGCUGCAUAUGGACAGGCUGCAGUGAUUGCUGCUGCAUUUGGCGGAACAUUGCCUCCUGGAGUGACUGGUACCAAUGAUCGCUGCACACUUAUAGUUAGCAACUUGAACAGUGAUAAAGUCGAUGCGGAUAAGCUCUUCAAUCUAUUUUCUAUUUAUGGAAAUAUAGUGAGAAUCAAGGUACUCCGCAACAAGCCAGACCAUGCCCUUGUCCAGAUGGCUGAUGGGCUUCAGGCUGAGCUUGCUAUACACUAUUUAAAGGGAGCAAUGUUACUUGGGCAGAAACUGGAAGUGAACUUCUCUAAGUACCCGAGCAUUACCCCUGCUCCUGAUGCACAUGACUACUCAACCUCCAAUCUUAACCGGUUCAACAGUAAUGUGGCUAAGAACUACCGCCAUUGCUGUGCUCCAACCAAGAUCAUCCACAUCUCAGCGCUUUCACCAGAGAUAUCCGAGGACACGAUCCUUGAACACCUAGGUGAGCAUGGCACCAUCGUCAAGUCAAAGCUGUUUGAGGCGAGUGGCAAGACGCAGGCUCUUGUGCAGUUUGAGAGCGAGGAAGAGGCGACCGAAGCGCUGGUCUGCACACUAGUUGUACAACACCGGUGCAUCGAAGUUAACACUUUGGAUCAGUCAGCAAACGCAGAGAAAAACAACAUGUGUCACAUAACAGUAUUCCAGGGCAUCGGUACGAUACUUCCGUCCAGCUUGGUCAUCACGUUCCCGUAUCCAACCUUGACAUUUUACACGCGGAUGCUCUGGCUCUUCCUUGGGAUGGGAUCUAGCGAUGCAAUUACUUGUGGCAUGGUCAUUCCUCCAGAAACGAUAAUUUCUGUAGGAUCAAAUGAUUUCAGGGAAGGUUCAUUAUCAGCUCACAGCUCUAGCCAGCAAGAAACAAAAACGGGGAGAAGCCUGUAA
This is a messenger RNA of Triticum turgidum subsp. durum (durum wheat), 1587 nucleotides long. The record is from the annotation of a GenBank genome assembly. Lineage: Eukaryota; Viridiplantae; Streptophyta; Magnoliopsida; Poales; Poaceae.